AUGUCAAGAGUCAAGGAUCUCCCAUGGCCCUCGCGAAUACCAGAUGAUGAAUAUGCCGAAAUAGCUGCUGGUAUUCCUGCUAAGGAUGAGCCGGUCAUUAACAAGUAUCUUGGUGGGAGAGAAGCACUUAUAGAUCAGGAGAAGCAGCAGCGCAGUGACUAUGCAUUUAAAUCCACCCUUUCACCUCUCGCCCAAGAAGCCUGCGACAUCGUCUCUCGCAUCCGUCUCGAAGAACAAGCGUCGAUCUGGACAUCGGAAUUCGAAAACCAUGUUGCGCAAGAAACGGGGAAGAAUAUAUAUCCAGGUAUGAUGUUUAGUCUGGCGAAGGAAAGAAUGGAACAGACGAAAUUAUGGCAGAUUGUGAAGAAGAUGCCUAAGGGUGCUCUUUUGCAUGCUCAUAUGGAUGCGAUGGUUGAUUACGCUUUCUUGUUUGAGGAGUUGUUGAAGACGAAGGGUAUGUGCAUUUUUUGUGAUAGAGCUUUGGAUUCGCCUGAGAGUAGAGAGGCGGGUCCGGUUAAGUUUAGAUGGAGAAAGAAGGGAGAUGGGGAUGGUGCAGAGAUUUGGAAGAAGGAGUAUAAACCGUUCAGUUUCGUGCCUUUGAAGGAUGCUGCAGAGGCUUUUCCUGGUAGUGGGCGAGAUGGAUUUUUGCGCUGGCUCAGGAGUCGGUGCACUAUUACUGAUACUGAGUCUAUUGAACAUCAUCACGGUGUUGAUGCAGUAUGGAGAAAGUUUAACUCGGUUUUCACGAUUCUCAACACGGUCAUCUUUUAUGAGCCUAUAUUUAGAGCUUUCAUGAGGAGAAUGAUGCAAUCUCUACUUGCUGAUGGCGUCAAAUGGGUAGAUUUACGACUGGCUUUCACUUUCUUUUACUAUAGUGAAGGACAGGAGAAAGCAGAUGAUACGUACAGCAAUAUGUUCAGAGCUUUCGGAGAGGAGAUUGAAAAGUUUAAGGCAUCAGAAGAGGGCAAAGGUUUCUGGGGCGCGAGGAUGAUUUGGACUGGUCUUCGAGUUUUGGAUACAAGAAAGAUUGUGGAAGAUAUGGACGCUUGCUUGACCAUCAAGAUGACUUACCCUGAGCUCGUAUCUGGCUAUGAUCUUGUCGGCCAAGAAGAUGCAGGAAGACCACUGAAAGAUCUACUUCCCGAACUUUUCUGGUUCAGGAAACAGUGCGCCCAAGAAGGAGUGGAGAUUCCAUUUUUCUUCCAUGCUGGGGAGUGUCUUGGUGAUGGUAGCGAUACAGAUGAAAAUCUUUUCGACGCCGUCCUACUCGGAACUCGUCGAAUCGGUCAUGGGUUUUCCUUAUACAAGCAUCCUCUAUUGAUUGAUUUCGUUAAGGAAAAGAAGAUCCUUGUAGAGAGCUGUCCAAUCUCAAACGAAGUUCUGCGUCUUUGCGCUUCCAUCAUGUCGCAUCCUCUUCCAGCACUUCUCGCUCGAGGAGUUUCCUGCUCUCUCUGUAAUGACGACCCGUCAAUUCUCGGUCAGGAUGUUAAUGGUAUGACGCAUGAUUUUUGGCAAGCUCUGCAAGGUUGGGAUAAUCUUGGGCUUGCUGGUUUGGGUUCGUUGGCCGAGAAUAGUGUAAGAUGGGCUGCAUUCGAGGAUCAAAACAAUGCCAAAUGGUUGGAGGAUGUUAAGGAUGCUUCAAUAGGAAAUGGUGUGAGAGCGAAGAGGUUGCAAGAAUGGAGUGUGGAGUGGGAACAAUUUUGCUUGUGGAUAGUGACGGAGUUUGGGGAUGAUGAGGAUAGUGCGAAGAUAAUUAGAGAAGAUGGAGACGGUCCUCUGGCUGCUCAGGAUUAA
Molecule: messenger RNA, 1794 nt
Organism: Sclerotinia sclerotiorum 1980 UF-70
Lineage: Eukaryota; Fungi; Ascomycota; Leotiomycetes; Helotiales; Sclerotiniaceae
Exons: 2
Coding region: 1-1794 (597 amino acids)
Biological process (GO): inosine biosynthetic process; adenosine catabolic process
Molecular function (GO): adenosine deaminase activity
Source: RefSeq, a predicted model, not a curated record